CGCGGAUUAACGGAUUUGUUACAAGGUGCAUUGUUGUUAUUUUAGUAGCUGCCUUCAAACGUCCAGCUGUACACGUUUAGGGCUACAACUUGAAUGAUGAGUCUGUCUUUAAGGACUGAGCUGGCAGUGGAUAAAACCAAGCGGAAGAAGAGGAGAGAGCUGACUGAGGAACAAAAGCAUGAAAUCAAAGAGGCUUUUGAGCUGUUUGACACAGACAAAGACAAAGAGAUAGACUACCACGAACUCAAGGUGGCAAUGAGAGCUAUGGGUUUUGAGGUGAAGAAAGUAGAUAUACUGAAGAUACUAAAAGAUUACGACAGAGAGGGGAAUGGCAAAAUAACAUUUGAUGACUUUAAGGAAGUUGUGACAGACCGUAUCCUGGAGAGGGACCCAAAGGAGGAGAUCCUGAAGGCCUUUAAGCUGUUUGAUGAUGACGACUCCGGGAAGAUCAGCCUGAGGAACCUGAGACGUGUGGCCAGAGAGCUAGGAGAGAACAUCACGGAUGAGGAACUACGCAGCAUGAUCGACGAGUUCGAUACAGACGGAGACGGAGAGAUCAACCAGGAGGAUUUUGUAUCCAUAAUGACUGGAGACUCCUGAUUGAAGGGAUGCUGCUCUGGGUGCUUGGCUAGGAGGCCGAGGCAAUAGAAUCACUGUGGGAUGGAUAGGUCCCCCAGGUCACUGAGGGACUGCUAAAUAGCUUACCUUGUCUCCUUUCCUUUAUCUACACUAACUGACCAGGGGAAGUAGAGGAGAGUAGGUAAGGAUGCCACUGUAGAGUACUGCGAUUCAAAAUCUCUCCCAAAUAGCACUGCUGUCGCUUCUGUUCUUUUCUUUGUUGAAACAUCUUGUGUUUUUACAAUAUGUCUGGUGCAAAUACAACCAAAUAUUGUAUGUUCUUUUCUUUUAGUAGAGUUUCUUUUCAAAAUUUGAAUAGAUGCACUUGCUGCGCUGUGUAUCCAUACCGUACAGAAAACUGUACAGAUUACAUAACAGGUCAUGUCUCUGAGACAUUCCUUGUAAACUUCAACAUUUUCAAUAGUAUUUCUGGAUGGCGGUUUUAAAUACAAACUGGCUUCACCGACCACAUUUUGUAGUUUAGUAGACUAUUUGUAUUCUUACUUUUUCUUUUUAAUGUUAUUUAUUUUACAUAAUAAACACAAUU
Molecule: messenger RNA, 1165 nt
Organism: Oncorhynchus kisutch (coho salmon)
Lineage: Eukaryota; Metazoa; Chordata; Actinopteri; Salmoniformes; Salmonidae
Product: centrin-3
Exons: 5
Coding region: 94-600 (168 amino acids)
Cellular component (GO): myosin II complex
Molecular function (GO): calcium ion binding
Source: RefSeq, a predicted model, not a curated record